AGGUUGAGUGAAAAGUUUGAACACCAUUGAGAAAGUAAAUUUAUAAAAUCGAAUUACGAAGAAAUAAGUAUUUAGUCUUUCAAAAUGAUGCUUUUGCAAUAUUAAAAUAUAUAAAUUUCGGGCGUUUCCACUGUAUUUGUUAUGUGUAUAUAGUCACGUAUAUUGCUCUAUGAAAGUUUAAAAAAUUUAUAUAAAUGUAUAUAGUUAUUAAUGCUUACACAUGCGAAUGAAAUCGUCUUUCUUGAGUUAUUAACAGCGGCGUUUCAUAUUAAGAACAGUAGCAGUUUAUUACAUCAAAAAUGAAUGGGAUUAUUCCUGAAAUGGAACAAAUAAUUAGUCAGCUUGAACGUGGGACUGUGGUAACAAAAUUUUUCUCAAGAAAGCGACCAGAAAAGAAAACCUUAAUGAUACGAAGAGAAACUAGACAGAUUGUUUGGUCGAGGAGUUCUACCUUUAGACCUUUUGAUGGUUCCGUUGAAAUCAGAGAAGUAAAAGAAGUUAGAGUAGGCAAGCAUUCCAAAGAUUUUGAAAAAUGGCCAGAAGAUGCAAAGAGAAUAGAAAGCUUGAGAUGUUUUGUUGUAUUCUAUGGAUCUGAAUUCAGGUUAAAAACUCUUUCAAUAUCAGCUCUAAGCGAAAAAGAAUGCGAGUUAUGGGUUAAAGGUUUACGUCAUUUAGUGCAAGAUACUAUUAAUGCCCCAUAUCCUUUACAAGUUGAAAGGUGGCUUAGGAAAGAAUUUUAUGCAAUGGAAAAUUCAAGAGAAACAGUUACAUUAAAGGAUGUUAAAGCAUUUUUACCUAGAGUUAAUUGCAAAAUUGCAACUAAUCGCCUAAGAGAAUUAUUUCAAGAAGUUGAUACAAGAAACAGGAAUGAACUUGGGUUUGAUGACUUCGUUAUUCUGUAUCAUAAACUUAUGUUUGAUCAGAAUAAUCUAGCAGAUUGGAAUAAGUUAUUGAAUUAUUCUAAGUCAGGACAGAUUGUUACUCUUCAAGAAUUUCAAAACUUUUUAAUCACCGAACAACAAGAUGCUUUAGGAAACAACGAUAUAGAAGCUUCACGUUUUAUUAGAGACUAUCUUCAAGAUCCACAAAGAGAUAUACAAGAACCAUAUUUCACAUUUUCUGAAUUUAUAGAUUUUCUUUUUUCCAAACAAAAUGAUAUUUCGGACCAACGAUAUAAUGAAGUGACACAAGAUAUGACGAAGCCUUUAGCACAUUACUGGAUUGCCUCAUCACACAACACAUAUUUGAUGGGUGAUCAAAUAAGUAGUGAAAGUAGUUGCCAAGCUUAUGUACGUGCAUUAAGAACUGGCUGCAGAUGUAUAGAACUUGAUUGUUGGGAUGGCCCUGAUGGAAUGCCUUUCAUAUUUCAUGGACAUACAUUAACAACGAAAAUAAAAUUUCUAGAUGUUAUUAAAACUAUAAAAGAACAUGCUUUUGCUACAUCUGAAUAUCCUGUUAUUUUAUCUAUAGAAGAUAAUUGUACAUUGCCACAACAAAGAAAAAUGGCAACUACAAUGCAAGAAUUGUUUGGAAAUAUGUUAUUAGUUCAAUCAGUAGAUAAAAAUGAAACUUGUUUACCAUCUCCGUAUGCAUUAAGAAAGAAAAUAUUAUUAAAACAUAAAAAACUUCCUGAUGGAGCUGAUGAAGCAUCAUUUCUUAUUCGUAAUGAUGAAAGUAGACAAGAAAUGGAUCUUAGAAAUACUGUAAAAAAUGGAAUAUUAUACUUAGAAGAUCCUGUUGAUAGAGAAUGGAAUCCACAUUUUUUUGUAUUAACACAGCAAAAGCUAUUUUAUACAGAUACAUUUUCAAGAACUCAAGAGACAGAACAUGAUGAUGAUGAUGAAGGAUGUAUUCGAAGACCAACAGAUGGAGUUCCAAAUGAUGAGCUACAUUUCGGUGAGAAGUGGUUUCAUGGAAAAUUGGCAAGAGGCAGAGAAGAAGCUGAAGAAUUAUUACAACGAUACUCUCAUCUUGGCGAUGGUACCUUCUUAGUUCGUCAAUGCGUUACAUUUGUUGGUGAUUAUAGUCUUUCCUUUUGGCGUAAAGGCAAGGUUAACCAUUGUCGUAUUAAAUUAAAACAAGAAAUGGGUCAAACACAAUAUUAUUUAAUUGAUACAAAUUGCUUUGAUAGUUUGUAUAGUCUAAUAACACGUUAUCGCAAUCAUCCCCUUAGAAGUCAGGAAUUUUUAAUUACGCUUCAAGAACCUGUACCUCAACCAAAUAAGCAUGAGGAAAAAGAAUGGUGGCAUGCAGAAUGUACUCGCACUUUAGCAGAAGAAAUGUUAAAACGUAUUCCCACUGAUGGUGCAUUUUUAGUGAGACCUAGUGAAAAAGAAAGUAAUUCUUAUGCUAUAUCUUUCAGGGCUGAAAAAAAAAUUAAACAUUGUAGAAUAAAAUUUGAAGGACGUUUAUAUACAAUAGGAACAGUGCAAUUUGAAAGUUUAGUUGAAUUAGUAAAUUACUAUGAAAGGAAUCCACUCUAUAAGAGAAUAAAGUUAAGUCAUCCUGUCAAUCAAGAUAUCAUCAGAAGAGUGGGUUUGGAUGCAGAUGAUGGAUCUGUUUAUGGUAUACCUGGAUACAUGGACCCAACAAGUUUUGGAUCUAAAGUAACAGUAAAAGCUCUUUAUGAUUAUAAAGCAAGAAGAGAAGAUGAAUUGACAUUGGUAAAACAUGCUAUAAUUACUAAUGUAACACGACAAAGUGGUGGGUGGUGGAGAGGCGAUUAUGGUGGUAAAAAGCAACAUUGGUUUCCAGCAAAUUAUGUUGAAGAAAUAGAUUAUCAAGAUAGUCAAGGAGAUUCUACAGAUUCUAUGAUGCUUGGUAGUCUUCAAAAAGGUUCAUUAGACAUUAUGGGUGCUGUUGUUGAAUUAACAUUAGGCGAAAGACCUGGAUUGGAAUGGAUUUUAAGAAUACAAAAUCCCAGUAUGUGUUCUGUAUUUGAAGUAGCAACACCGUUAAAAGAGAGUGCACUAGAAUGGAUGUCAAGUAUCAAAGAAACAGCACAAAACGCCAGUGUUAGAGAAAAUCAACACAAAGAGAUGGAGCGAGCAUGGAGAAUAGCAAAAGAAAUGUCUAACCUUAUAGUAUAUUGUAGGUCGGUGGCUUUUAAUGUUGAACGAAUUAGAGCAAAGGGAUUUAUAUUUCAUGAAAUGAGUAGUUUUCCUGAAACUAAAGCAGAAAAACUCAUGUGCCAGCAAGAAAAUAAGUUUUUUUUAAAAUAUCAUCAGGUGCAAUUUAGUAGAGUAUAUCCUAAAGGACAACGUAUUGAUUCAUCUAAUUACAAUCCUGUGCCAAUGUGGAAUUCUGGUUGUCAAAUGGUAGCCUUAAAUUACCAAACUGGAGAUAAAUCUAUGCAAUUAAAUCAAGCUAAAUUUAAAGAAAAUGGUAGCUGUGGUUAUGUCCUCAAACCAGAUUUUAUGUUCAGAGAUGAUUUUAAUCCUUAUGACAAAAAUUGCUUGUAUGGAAUAGAUGCACUUAAAAUUAGCUUAAAAAUUAUAGGUGCAAGACACUUGAUUAGAUCUGGAAGAGGAACAGCUAGUCCGUUUGUUGAAGUAGAAGUGAUUGGUGCAGAUUUUGAUAAUGGAACAAAGAUAACAACAAAAACGAUACACGACAAUGGUUUUAAUCCCAUGUGGAAUGAGUCUUGUGAAUUUGAGAUAUUCAAUCCAUAUUUUGCUCUCAUAAGAUUUGUAGUACAAGAUGAAGAUAUGUUUGGUGAUAGUAAUUUCAUAGGGCAAGCUACUUAUCCUGUCCGUUGUUUAAGAACAGGAUAUAGAAGUGUUACAUUAAAAAACAACUAUAGUGAAGAUUUAGAACUUGCUGCACUUUUAGUACACAUUCAAAUUACAAAUUUUUCUGUAAAUGCAACAUCGUGAACCAAAAGAAAAAGUUGAGUAGACCUUAAUAAAUUGUCUACAAUAUUUGAGUGUUUCACAUGUACAUAUAUUUGAUGAGUGGCUCUGUGUGUACAUUGUGGUUAAAUAAAACCACGAACAAUAACAUUUUUUUAAAUAACGAGAGUGAUAAAAAUAAAUUUUAUUAUUUACUGAUUUUAUUUGAAUAAUGAAUUAAAUAAGUAACAUCUUAUUUAAGAUGUUCUUAAUAACUAUAGAAUGUUGAACUUGAUUUUUUAUUGAUAUCAGAAAUAAUAUUUUAUAGUAUUGAUUUAUUAAUUCAUUUUAUAAUCAGUGGAUAAAUAUACAAUUCUAUGAAAUAGCAUUUACUAAUUAAAAAAAUAAAAUUAACUUUAAUAAAAAAAAGUGAUACAUAUCUUUGCACAAUAAAUAAUCUUUAGUA
Molecule: messenger RNA, 4296 nt
Organism: Polistes canadensis
Lineage: Eukaryota; Metazoa; Arthropoda; Insecta; Hymenoptera; Vespidae
Gene: sl
Product: 1-phosphatidylinositol 4,5-bisphosphate phosphodiesterase gamma-1
Exons: 19
Coding region: 300-3875 (1191 amino acids)
Biological process (GO): phosphatidylinositol-mediated signaling; positive regulation of epithelial cell migration; phospholipid catabolic process
Molecular function (GO): calcium ion binding; protein binding; phosphatidylinositol-4,5-bisphosphate phospholipase C activity
Source: RefSeq, a predicted model, not a curated record